AUGCCCGAGUCACCGGCCCUUGGCCGGCCCAUUACGCUGAAAUUAUCCGGCAAGGUGAUCCCGAAUCGUUUAUACCGCUCCGCACUGAGCGAAUUUCUGGGGACCUUUGACAAGGACAACCUCGACGCUAGUGGCGAACCGUUACUAGAGUACACGACAUUCCAUCAAGGACUCGCAGAUGGCAACGUGGGAUUGAUAUGCUUUGGCAACAUUCCCGUUCACAGGGAAUACCUGCAGGCCGCCAAAAACGUUAUCCUCGACGCGAAUCAGUCCUGGGACCCCAUCGAGGCACUCUCCCCGGCAAUCCAGGCUGCAAAGUCCAGGGGCGGCCUGUGUCUGCCCCAGCUUACCUUUCCAGGCAGACAAGUCCCCGAGCACCUCAAUGUGUCACCGCUCUCUGCGUCCGAUGUGCAGCUAUCGCCGUGCUUGAACAUGACUUACGGAAAGCCGACCCCACUUUCAAAGGACGGCAUACAAGACCUGAUUGGGCGUUUUGUGUGGGCGGCCAAAGUACUAGCUCAGGCUGGGGCGGAUGGUGUCAUUUACGGAGGAAGCUUAGAAAACCGCGCCCGGUUCCUCCUAGAGACCGUGCACGCGAUCAAGAACGAGGUGUCGACGGACAAGUUUGUCAUUGGAGUCAAGUUCAACUGCCAUGAUUUCAUCGAGGGUGGGCAGACAUUCGAGGACCAAUGCGUUGUCUUCAAGUGGCUGGAAGACGCCGGCGUGGAUUUCUUCGACAUCACCGGCGGCACGUAUGCAUCUCCGGCCUGGCGCGGGGACCCUCUGGAAACGUACCCGGGCUUCCCAUCCGGACCCCCGGGCGAAGGGUGA
This is a messenger RNA of Aspergillus calidoustus, 831 nucleotides long. The record is from the annotation of a GenBank genome assembly. NCBI's taxonomy places the organism in Eukaryota, Fungi, Ascomycota, Eurotiomycetes, Eurotiales, Aspergillaceae.